AUGGCGUUGUUCAUAGUUUUCCGUUCUAUGGGGAUCAUCCCUUUUAUGGAUCUCCACCUUUCGUCCUCCCCCAAAAAGGCGUUGAGAGAGUUCAAAUACGCGCUACUGCCGUUCCUCCUCCUCCUUCUAAUCUCUUCCUACGUCGGGCUCAACCGCCUGAGCCCUUUCAAGCUGUACCCAUCCCCGUCGCUGCUUCGUCCCAGCCUCCUCCCUCUGAGCGAUUCCAAGUGGGUCACGGCGGUGACGGGAGAGUGUGAUUACUGGAGAGGGAGGUGGGUGAGGGACGACAGCAACGCUUUUAGGCACUACGACGAGAGCUGCCCGUUUCUCGCGGGGUUCCGAUGCCACGAGAAUGGGCGGGAAGAUGAUGAUUAUCUCAAGUGGCGCUGGCAACCUUAUGGCUGCGAUCUUCCCAGAUUUAAUGCAAGCAAGCUCUUAGAAAGUAGCCGAAACGGAAGAAUAGUGUUCGCCGGCGACUCCCUGGGAAGAAAUCAGUGGGAGUCCCUGGUGUGCAUGCUUUCGCAAGCAGUCUCUGACCGGUCCACCAUCUACGAAGCCAACGGGAACCCCCUAAACAAACACAAGGGCUACCUCUCAAUCCGGUUCCAUGAGUACAACCUGACCAUUGAGUAUUACCGGGUGCCAUACCUGGUCAUUACAGCCAAAGCCCCUCCGAACUCCCCAGCCCAUGUCCGCAGGACGAUCCGGGUUGACGAGCUGCAUUGGUUCUCGAAGAUGUGGGUUGGCGCGGAUGUGAUCGUGUUCAAUGCCGGGCAUUGGUGGAACCAAGACAAAACAUCAAAGAUGGGAUUCUACUUCGAGGAAAAAGGAGCUGUCAACAUGACUAUGGAUUUGACUGCAGCAUUUAGGAGAUCUCUUCAGACAUGGAAGCUUUGGGCAAAACGGAAUUUGGACUUUGAGACAAGUCACGUGUUCUUCCGAAGCUACUCCCCCGCGCACUACAGCCAUGGCUCGUGGGAUAAAGGAGGGCAGUGCAACAUCAGCAGAGAACCACAGUCCGAUUCCACAAGGCCACGUUCAGAGACCUUGUAUAACCCACUGAUCUAUGAGGUGAUCAAAGAUAUGGGAGGGAGAAACGCCAGCAAGGUCCACUUCCUGAACAUUACGCACAUGACAGAGUUUCAUGACGGCCAUCCGUCCAGCCAUCGGGAGCCCGGUACUCCUCCUACCGCUCCCCAGGAUUGCAGCCAUUGGUGCCUGCCGGGUGUGCCGGAUACCUGGAAUGAACUUCUCUACGCUCAGCUUGUAUCGAGAAGAUACCUGUGGGCUAUUACUGAGCAGCGUAUAGACAUCCUGAUCCCCGGUAGUCAUUGGGUUUACGAGUUGGUCGUGAUCACUGUCCGGAUCGAUGAGGGCCUACUUGAGAGGGUACCUCAUCGAUUCAAGGCGGGGUUCCACCAUGGACUCAAUGGAUACAGAGUCAGUCCCCUUCAGGGUUUUGAGAUCCCCGUUGUGGUUGUCAACGUCGCUUUUGGCAAGGGUGCUGCUGACACUCCUGAUGGUACUGUGGAGGACCCGGUGCCCCGGAGCCUAUGGAGUCCGAAGGGUCGGUGA
Eucalyptus grandis is the source of this 1575-nucleotide messenger RNA. RefSeq names its product protein trichome birefringence-like 9. Lineage: Eukaryota; Viridiplantae; Streptophyta; Magnoliopsida; Myrtales; Myrtaceae. Gene Ontology annotation, molecular function: O-acetyltransferase activity. Gene Ontology annotation, cellular component: Golgi apparatus. The record is from RefSeq and is a predicted model, not a curated record.